CAUCCUUAUAACGAGACAGCGCUGUGUAGAGGGUAUCGCCUGACCAUCGGUCACGCGGUCACUGCCCUGGUAUAACAGUGUUUAUCAAGCACACAACACGAUGGACGGGGAAACAAACAACGGGUGUAUACACGAUGGAAGGCAAAGUCUUGGUGCCGGAUCUCUCUGGUCAGACGAUCGUCCAUGAGAAGGACCGCCAGGGACAGUCAGUCAUGUUUCAGAUGUUUGAAGGACUGCGAACCAGCAACUACUUUCCUCUUAGCUGCUUGAAGGGAAUCCGAACCUUACAGCUUAGACCGGACGAUAUCUAUCUCCCUGGCUAUCUCAGGACAGGCAAUCACUGGACGUGGGAGAUGACUAACAUGCUGCUGCAAGGCAAAGCAGAAACUAUCCCAAGGUUUAAGGACCAUCUAGAACUGAUACCUGAUGAAGAAGUGUUCAAACUGCCAUCGCCUCGCGUUCUGAACUGCCACUUCUUCAUGUCUCAAGCACCGCUUGAUCUGAAGGAAAAGAAGUGUCGGGUCAUCUUUACAGUGAGGGAUCCUAAAGAUGUAGCAGUUUCUCUGUACAAGAUUCACUACGAUCGACACCAUCUGAACACUCUGUACCUUGGAACGUUUGAGGACUUCCUGCAGCUGUUCCUUGAACAAAGAGUGAUAAACAACGGUAUGUUUGACCACCUCAGAGACGCAGAAGCGUAUUUCAGUGAAAAUCCUGAUGUACCAGUCCAUUUCCAAGUAUACGAAGACACAAUAAAGGACCCAGUUGCGGCUGUACAGAAAUUGUCGGACUUUUUAGGACUCCCUAGAAAUGACGAUCUGUGCAAGUCCAUUGCAGAAAAGUGUCACAUAACGAAGAUGAAGGUGGACAAAGAUGCCUAUGCUGUGAAAGUUGACGGGGAUAGUCUAUUUUUCUGGAAAGGUGUUUCUGGCGAGUGGAGGAAGUGGUUCACGAAGGACAUGCUGGAUGAGUACUACCGUGUGUAUGAGGAGAAGAUGGUGGGGUCCAGAUUCUAUGAGCGAUACAGCAGAGCAAAUGACAGUUGAAAAAAGUGCACCGCUCAUGGGCUUAUAUUUGUUAUAUUUAUAUACUCAUCAGUUAUUAACAAACCUACCUUUUCGUCUGCUCAUGUACACACCGACAGGGACAAUGAAUUUAUCAUUUUAGCGAUUAAUAUUUACUGAAAUAUAUCUAUACAACAAUA
Messenger RNA from Haliotis rubra (blacklip abalone), 1204 nucleotides. Its product is annotated as amine sulfotransferase-like. Gene Ontology annotation, biological process: sulfation. Gene Ontology annotation, molecular function: sulfotransferase activity. Lineage: Eukaryota; Metazoa; Mollusca; Gastropoda; Lepetellida; Haliotidae. The transcript is spliced from 6 exons. The record is from RefSeq and is a predicted model, not a curated record. The coding region runs from base 135 to 1046 and encodes 303 amino acids. Gene Ontology annotation, cellular component: cytoplasm.